GGUGCGGCGGCCCGGCCGGCUGGGCCUCCCCACCCCGCCGCCCCGGGCAUGGGAGCCCGCGGGCCAGCGGCUGGGGCCGGAGGAGGAAGAGGAGGAGGAGGAGGAGGCGGCGGGGGCCGCUGACCGGCGGCGGGGCGGCGCGGCAGCCCCGAGGCCGCGGAUCGGGACCGUGGCUGGAGCCGCCCCUCUGCCCCGCUGAGCGCACAUGUCCGCCUGCCCGUGCCCGGAAGAUGACCAGGCUGCUCUUGGGGGUGACCCUGGAAAGGAUUUGCAAGGCCGUGCUGCUGCUCUGCCUGCUCCACUUCGUCAUCAUCAUGAUCCUCUACUUCGACGUCUAUGCGCAGCACCUGGACUUCUUCAGCCGGUUCAACGCCAGGAACGCGUCCCGCGCCCAGCCCUUCUCCAACUCCUCCCGCCCCAACGGCACCGUCCCCAGCUAUGGCCCGGCUGGUGCUGAGGGCCCGUCCCCCAGCGCCAGGCCCAGCGCCAACCAGUCCGCCACCGAGAAGCCCUUGCAGCCCUGCCAGGAGACACCUCCUGGCUUAGUCGGGCGCCUGCUCAUCGAGUUCAGCUCUCCCAUGAGCAUGGAGCGAGUGCAGCGGGAGAACCCCGACGUGCGCCAGGGUGGCAAGUACACCCCUGCAGACUGCCUGCCCCGGCAGAAGGUGGCCAUCCUCAUCCCCUUCCGGCACCGCGAGCACCACCUCAAGUACUGGCUGCACUACCUGCACCCCAUCUUGCGCCGGCAGAAGGUGGCUUAUGGCAUCUACAUCAUCAACCAGUUUGGCGAGGACACCUUCAACCGCGCCAAGCUGCUCAACGUGGGCUUCCUGGAGGCGCUCAAGGACGACGAAGAGUACGACUGCUUCAUCUUCAGUGACGUGGACCUCAUCCCCAUGGACGACCGCAACCUCUACCGCUGCUACGAGCAGCCGCGGCACUUUGCCGUUGGCAUGGACAAGUUUGGGUUCAGGCUGCCCUACGCCGGCUACUUCGGCGGCGUCUCCGGGCUGAGCAAGUCCCAGUUCCUGAAGAUCAAUGGCUUUCCCAACGAGUACUGGGGCUGGGGGGGAGAGGAUGAUGACAUCUUUAACCGCAUCUCCCUGAAUGGCAUGAAAGUGUCAAGGCCGGACAUCCGCAUCGGGAGGUACCGCAUGAUCAAACACGAACGCGACAAACACAACGAGCCCAACCCGCAGAGAUUCACCAAGAUCCAGAACACCAAAAUGACGAUGAAGCGGGACGGGAUCAGCUCGCUGCAGUACCGGCUGGUGGAGGUCUCGCGCCAGCCCAUGUACACCAAUAUCACGGUGGAGAUCGGCCGGCCGCCCCCCCGCCUGGCCCGGGGCUAGUGCUGGCCGCCGGCAGAGCCGCCCGAGUGCCCGGGGCUGGCUGGGCACGGCGGGUUUUGCCCCCGGCUCCAGAGCCAGGACUGACUGGGGGUGUUUCCUGCCUCCUCUGCUGCCUUCCAGCGAUGGCCACCCCUCGCUCCCCAGGAUUUCUGUCCCCGUCCCCACGCGUGUGUUUGCAGGAACCCCCCGCCCCAUACUCGGUGUGUUGGCGGACGAGCUCGGCUCCCGGCGCGGAGGGAGGGGGCGGCCCCAGCCCUGGCCGGCAGCCCCCUGCCCGUGGCAGUUCCGGGGCUGGGGGAGUGACAUCUGGCAGCUCUGGGAGAGCUGGGGGCGGUCCCCAGCGGCGCUGUGAGAAGUGGGGUGCAGGCUUCCCCCUUCACCAGUGCCGGAGCUGCUGCUGCCCCAGCCGGGGAAGGGGGGAGCAGCCCAGACCCCCCCAGAGCAGGCAGGAUCAGGGCGAGGAUGCUGCCCGUGCUGCUGGGCACGCAGAGUGGCUCGCUGUCUUCCUCUGCUUUAGUGUGGUGCUUGGAGCCGGGCCCUGUCUCAGCUCUGCCAAACAGAGACCUCCAGUUAGCGAUCGCCCCUCACUGUGCCUCAGUUUCCCCGGGGAGGGGGGUGGCAGCUAUGUCCUGUCCCCCCCACCCGAAGGCAGCCCCUGCCUCCGCCUGCCCUCCCCUGCUCACCCUGCUGGGGAGGGGGGGAAGGGACUCAUUUGAACCCCCCCAGCCCCUCUUGGCAAGGGUGGGCACAGGGAGAGGGGCUGCCCCACGGUUCCCUCCAGGUGCCCCACAGGCGGUUAGGUGGCCAUUGCGGUGUCUCCCCCUUCUCUGGCUUCCCCCCUCCAGGCUUGGGGCAGGGGGGCUGCAGGCAAGAAGAGUCAGGGGCUGUGCAGGGUAGGCACCCUGCACCCCCUUCCAAGGGAGUGGGAGCCCCAACACUCCCCAUACCCCACGGUGGGGCCAGGACAGUGGGGUUGGGAGUGGGGCAGCACACCCGGGCAGGGGGGCACCGGCGACUUUUGUACAUUUGAAUGUCUGACCCUUUUUUUCAGCGUACGUUGAAUGCAGCGUUCGGUCACACAGACCGGGCUUUUUGUAUUUAAUAAAAGUUUCAAAAGGUUGUGGGGGUCAAGGAGCUGGGCUGGGGAGAAAAUCACCAGGAGAUGAGGCAGUUUCAGUAUCGCCAGGGUUUGGUGGCUAACACCUCCAGGCACGACCCCUUGCCUUGCUCAGCAUGGGUUGGCGGGCCUCCAGCCCUACAGUGUGCCCAGGGCAUGGCCGGCUGCCCUCACUGUGCCAUGGGCAUUUGCUGCUCCCCCCCACACUCUGGGGGCAAUGCUGUCCCCUAGCAGGGACAAGCCAGCACCCCAACCUCUGCUGGUUUUGUAGGUGCAAGGGAAGGUUCACUAGUGCCCAUGCUCAGUGGCAGGACAGGCAUCCAAGGAAGAAAAAGCUGCACCCAUGGCACAUGGUCCCUCACUCUCCAACCCUUCACCUCCCCAAGGUCCCCAAAGAAGGGCACAGC
Messenger RNA from Colius striatus (speckled mousebird), 2876 nucleotides. It is a transcript of the gene B4GALT2, whose product is annotated as beta-1,4-galactosyltransferase 2. The record is from RefSeq and is a predicted model, not a curated record. Bases 231 to 1352 code for a protein of 373 amino acids. Gene Ontology annotation, molecular function: glycosyltransferase activity. Gene Ontology annotation, biological process: carbohydrate metabolic process. The transcript is spliced from 7 exons. Lineage: Eukaryota; Metazoa; Chordata; Aves; Coliiformes; Coliidae.